UUUCCUAACAUUAAUAACAGGGGAGACAGCAUCUGAUAUUGUUUUUUCUUAGCCACCAUAGAACUCUGUAUAGAUAAGAGGAAUUAGAUUUUCAAGGUUCUUGCAAUGAAGGUUCUCAAUCCUUGCACUCUUGUUCUUAUGAACUCCAUUGCUGUUCCUUCUCGUUCUCUUCCUUUCAUAAAGUCCUUCAGAGCUUCUUCAAAAUCAUUCCCACCAUUGACAUGCUUCUGCAGCAUCAAUAACAGUAACAGUUCAGAGUCAGAAGAGAAGAGGGUUUCUCUGACUGGGAUUGUGAACGAGCAAGUUGAGGAGCUUCUGAGCAAAGAAGAGAACAAGUCAAUACUUGAUGGCUUGGAGAAGGCUUCUCUGAGGGUUGACAUGGCCAAGAAACAACUUGCCAUCAUUGAAGAACAAGAACUUGCUGCUAAGAAGUUCAGGGAUUAUGUCAACAAGCUUGAAAGACAAGCUUCUGAGAUUGCAGAAUGUCAAAGAGAAAUAUCUGAAGCAAAAGCCCUGGUUGAGGAAGCAGAACGCGCACUCUUAGUAAGCGAGAGUGGAGCUGAAGAUGGCGAAGAAAUUGACCGGGACAAAGAGAGAUUGGAGUCAGUAAAAGCAGCAUCCAUUGCUGCCCUUGUUGGCACCCUUUCAGGGCUCCCCAUAUGCCUCACUCAGGUCACAGACACUACUCAGCUGCUUCUCCCUUUGGCUAUCAACUUCAUCAGCUGCAUACUGUUUGGAGUAACCUUUCGAUACGCAGUAAGGAGAAACUUGGAUGACGUUAAUCUUAAAACAGGGGUAGCCGCUGCUUUCGGUGUUGUUAAAGGUCUUGCAACCCUGGGUGGUGGACCAGUUCUUGAACUGAACCUUGACAGCUUCUUAUCACAUGCCCUAGAUGGAACCAUUUAUGUAGCUGAGAGUUUUUUCAUUUUUGUCUGUGCUGCUGUUGCUCUAGAUUACUGUUUCAAGACAAGGCUUUUGAGCCCUUUUCCAAUUGAUAGAUCCAUUUAGUAACAAGUCCAGUUUUAGACAUCAAACUGACAUCAACUAACUAACUACCUAUGCAAAAAGCCCUUCUCUAUGUAGGUCACUUGCCAUUAGGCUGUCACAUUAGACUAAUCCGAUUUUUAAGUGCUAGUUGAAGAAGAGAAGUAAUAUGGUUAUAUCUUUUGGGCUUUGCACUACGAACUUGUGUUGUUGCAGUAGUCAAGUUACUGCAAUUGAUGACAACCACACCCUUUGUAAAUUUCGGUUAAGCUAAUGAAUAUGUUGUUAUACUGUGACACUUCUAUCAUAAUAUGAUCAUUUCCCAUUUAAGAGUUA
Messenger RNA from Arachis ipaensis, 1320 nucleotides. RefSeq names its product homer protein. NCBI's taxonomy places the organism in Eukaryota, Viridiplantae, Streptophyta, Magnoliopsida, Fabales, Fabaceae. The record is from RefSeq and is a predicted model, not a curated record.